ACGUCACAACGCGAUGGCGGCGGCUCCUUCAGGCAGCUGAAGUGGGUAUUAGGCCCGGAAGAUCCGAGUCCAUCCGCGGCUGGGAGAAGGCCAGCGGGGUCGGUAGGAGCUGGAGCAGGGGCGGCGGCGCUCUGUCUGUCCCAUCCGCCGCGUAUUGAGGCUCUGGGAGCGGCGGGGCGGCCGGAAAGCGAUGGUGAAAGCCGGGCCGCGAGGGGGGCGGAGCCGGCAGUCGGACCCGCAGUAGGGCAGCCGCGGCGCCGCCUCCCCGAGCUCAGACCCAGGAAGCGGCCGGGAGGGCAGGCGUCAACUGGGCUCGCCGCCGCCAUGGAGCUCAGAGUCGGGAACAGGUACCGGCUGGGUCGGAAGAUCGGCAGCGGCUCCUUUGGAGACAUCUAUCUCGGUACGGACAUUGCUGCAGGGGAAGAAGUUGCCAUCAAGCUCGAAUGUGUCAAAACCAAACACCCUCAGCUCCACAUUGAGAGCAAAAUCUACAAAAUGAUGCAGGGAGGAGUGGGCAUCCCCACCAUCCGGUGGUGCGGCGCGGAGGGGGACUACAACGUCAUGGUGAUGGAGCUGCUGGGGCCCAGCCUGGAAGACCUCUUCAACUUCUGCUCCAGGAAGUUCAGUCUCAAAACCGUCCUGCUCCUUGCUGACCAAAUGAUUAGUCGUAUUGAAUACAUUCACUCAAAGAACUUCAUCCACCGGGAUGUGAAGCCAGAUAACUUUCUCAUGGGUCUGGGGAAGAAGGGCAACCUGGUCUACAUCAUAGACUUUGGGCUGGCCAAGAAGUAUCGGGACGCCCGAACCCACCAGCACAUCCCCUACCGUGAGAACAAGAACCUCACAGGCACGGCGCGGUACGCCUCCAUCAACACGCAUCUUGGAAUCGAACAAUCUCGAAGGGAUGACCUGGAGUCGCUGGGUUAUGUGCUCAUGUACUUCAACCUGGGUUCUCUGCCCUGGCAGGGGCUAAAGGCUGCCACUAAGAGACAGAAGUAUGAGCGGAUCAGUGAGAAGAAGAUGUCCACCCCCAUUGAAGUGCUGUGUAAAGGCUACCCUUCUGAAUUUGCCACGUACCUGAAUUUCUGUCGUUCCUUGCGUUUUGAUGAUAAGCCUGACUACUCGUACCUGAGGCAGCUCUUCAGGAACCUAUUCCACCGCCAGGGCUUCUCCUACGACUACGUGUUUGACUGGAACAUGCUCAAAUUUGGAGCCAGCCGGGCAGCCGACGAUGCCGAGCGGGAACGCCGGGACCGCGAGGAGCGAUUAAGACACUCCCGAAAUCCAGCCACGCGCGGCCUCCCCUCCACGGCCUCAGGCCGGCUGAGGGGCACCCAGGAAGCGGCUCCUCCCACCCCCCUCACUCCUACCUCACACACGGCUAACACCUCUCCUCGGCCUGUGUCCGGCAUGGAACGAGAACGGAAAGUGAGUAUGCGGCUGCACCGCGGCGCCCCCGUCAACAUCUCCUCCUCCGAUCUCACAGGCCGACAAGACACCUCGCGCAUGUCCACCUCACAGAAUAGCAUUCCCUUCGAGCACCACGGCAAGUAGCUGCGCGUCUCCUGUCGGAAGGCAGCACCGGAUUCCCGGUCGGGUGGCUUCCAGUGGUCUUCAGUCUGUCGUGCACCGAUGAGAACUCUCCUUUUUGCUGUGAAGGGCAGACAAUGCAUGGCUGAUCUACUCUGUUACAAUGGCUUUACUAGUGACACGCCCCCCUCCCGGUCUAGAACCGAAAUGUUAACACCGGGAGCUCUCCAGGCCGCCCACCCAGCGACGCCCAUGGGGGAAACAAACUAAACCGGACAGACUCCAAGUGCUGCCAUCGCCGGGGGCUGCUGCCGAGGCCCACCACGUGAACUCGGUCAUAAUGGGGCUGGAAGGAAACGCAGAGAGUGAGAGACAGUGGCAGAGAAUCAGACUCCCGUUCAAGAGCCUCUCGGCCCUCCCGCCGGCGUGGCGCACCCAUGCUUCCUGACGAGCCCACUGUAACUCCUGUCUUCUACUUGGCUAAGACAGUUUUGUAUCAUUUUGCUAAAAAUUACUGGCUUAAAUCUGUGUAAAGAAAUCUGUCUUUUUAUUGUUUCCUUCUUGUCUGUUUCCGCGGUCUUAAAAAGAUGUUGACUUUAAAGAAUCCUGAAACAAAGAUGCUGGCUUGGCGUUUCUGUGGAAUGGAGAGGCAGGGAGCUGAGCACACGUGAACUUGCGUGGUCUGUGUUUCGUGGGUUUUGUGGUGUGGUCCCUGUGGAGAGGGUUUUCUCGUCUGGAUUCUGUCACACGCAUACGUAUGUGUAAGUGAUGUGCGUGUAUGUUGUGUGCUGUCUUGUGACCUCAUCGACCUGGUUUUGGCUGUCGCUCCCCUGUCCCCACUGUAAGAAUGCCUGCGUGGCAUGGAAGUGCGAGGGGCCUUGCAGCCAGCUUGGUUAGAGGUUGUCGACUCCAGCAGGGCCCAGCGCUGCUCCCAGCAGAUGCAGCAAGGAAAGGAGGAAGCAGGGAGCUCAGCGUGGCGGGAGCAGAGGCUUUGCAUGGGCGUCACCACUCCCUCAGGAGAGGGUUGUGAGCAAGUGUGGGCCUCUCCUUGGAGUCACGUUUGGCGGUUCUGGUGGUGGUCGUUGCCUCAAUGCCUUUAAAUUUGGGGAGUUACCUAAAUAGGCUGUAUUGUAAUGUGCAGAUUGGCCCUUAGUCCGAGUUACCAUCUCUGCUCAAAGCCAAGGGGCGUCUUGCCCGGAAAGGCUGGUGGGCAUCUCCUUAGCAGGGGCCGAGUGACCUGGCCAGCCUGGUCAUGGGGGCAGGUAUGUCUUGCACUUUGGUGAUCCCUGUCGGGACCUAGUCACUCAGCAGAGCAGCCGGGUCCAGCCAGAAAGACCUUGCCGUGCUGAGCUCCGGCAGGAGCCCCUGCCCUGGGAAACGAGGUCUAGCACCUGUUCACAGACCUCCCACUUCCUGUCCCCCUGCUGCCCAGGGUCUGUCUGGGAAUCGGGGUGCUUGUAGGAAGCUAGGGACCCGAGGUGUCUGCAUCUGUUUUCCCCUCCUGCUCCUGAAGCCCUCCAGCCCAGGUGCUGGCCCAGGGCACCCUGCCCUGACUGGGGUGCAUCGAUGGCACACAGUGUGGCUGUUUGCUUCUUUCUGAAUCCCGAGAUCCUGCCUACUGUCUGUUUUUGGAUGUGGGGACUUGGCUGGGUGGGGCUGUUCCUCGGUGUGCAGGGGGGUGCUGGGGUGGGUCAGGCUGAGUUGGGGGCUUUCAUUAUAGGCCAGUGCUGCCUUCAGAGGUGGGCUUUCCCUCCAGACAGGUUAGCAGCUGCAGUCCCUGGUACUGGGCCGGGACGGUACAAGGAGCCUCUGCUGUUUGCACACAGGUCUUCCCUGGGGAAGCUGACUGGUCCUCGGUCCUCAGCAGUAUGGCUGUAGGUGGUGCGGUCCUCCCAGUACUCAGUCCCCCCCGUGCGACCUGCGGGAAACGUAGUUGGAAUGUCUGUAUCAGCCAGUCUCUGAACUGCACAUUUGUAUGACCACUGUGUCUGUGUACUUAACCACCGUGUGAUAAUAAAUUCACAGUGACUUCUGCCUUCUU
Molecule: messenger RNA, 3571 nt
Organism: Manis pentadactyla (Chinese pangolin)
Lineage: Eukaryota; Metazoa; Chordata; Mammalia; Pholidota; Manidae
Gene: CSNK1D
Product: casein kinase 1 delta
Exons: 10
Coding region: 325-1554 (409 amino acids)
Biological process (GO): positive regulation of canonical Wnt signaling pathway; peptidyl-serine phosphorylation; signal transduction
Cellular component (GO): cytoplasm; spindle microtubule; nucleus
Molecular function (GO): protein serine/threonine kinase activity; ATP binding
Source: RefSeq, a predicted model, not a curated record